AGACAAUAUUCUGUUACAUUGUAGCAAAAUGGCGACUGUCAUUCACAACCCCCUGAAAGCGCUUGGGGACCAGUUCUACAAGGAAGCCAUUGAGCACUGCCGGAGCUACAACUCGAGGCUGUGCGCAGAGCGGAGCGUGCGUCUCCCCUUCCUGGACUCGCAGACUGGGGUGGCUCAGAACAACUGCUACAUCUGGAUGGAGAAGAGGCACCGCGGCCCAGGCCUCGCUCCGGGCCAGUUGUACACAUACCCUGCCCGCUGCUGGCGCAAGAAGCGACGAUUGCACCCACCAGAGGACCCAAAACUACGACUCCUGGAAAUCAAACCCGAAGUAGAACUGCCCCUGAAGAAAGAUGGAUUUACCUCUGAGAGUACCACACUGGAAGCCUUGCUUCGCGGCGAGGGAGUAGAGAAGAAGGUGGAUGCCAGAGAAGAGGAAAGCAUCCAGGAGAUACAGAGGGUUUUGGAAAAUGAUGAAAACGUAGAAGAAGGGAAUGAAGAGGAGGAUUUGGAAGAAGAUGUUCCCAAGCGCAAGAACAGGACCAGAGGACGGGCUCGCGGCUCUGCAGGCGGAAGGAGGAGGCAUGAUGCCGCCUCUCAGGAAGACCACGACAAACCCUACGUCUGCGACAUCUGUGGCAAGCGCUACAAGAACCGGCCAGGACUCAGCUACCACUACGCUCAUACUCACCUGGCCAGCGAGGAGGGAGACGAAGCCCAAGACCAGGAGACCCGAUCCCCACCCAACCACAGAAAUGAGAACCACAGACCCCAGAAAGGACCAGACGGGACAGUCAUUCCUAAUAACUACUGUGACUUCUGCUUGGGGGGCUCCAACAUGAACAAGAAGAGUGGGAGGCCUGAAGAGCUGGUGUCCUGUGCAGACUGUGGACGCUCUGCUCAUUUGGGAGGAGAAGGCAGGAAGGAGAAGGAGGCAGCGGCCGCAGCACGUACCACGGAGGACUUAUUCGGUUCCACGUCAGAAAGUGACACCUCAACUUUCUACGGCUUUGAUGAGGACGAUUUGGAAGAGCCUCGCUCCUGUCGAGGACGCCGCAGUGGCCGGGGUUCACCCACAGCAGAUAAAAAGGGCAGCUGCUGAGCACAUGGGACAGACUGUGUGGCCAAUUAGCCACCCCUCCCCCUGACUCUGGUCAUUGUUCUAGUUCUGAUAUAUAUUUUUAAAUGAAAGACAACUUGGGCAUUUCCCUUAAUCCUUGCCUUUUCCUUCUGCCUCCCACGUGUCCCUCCCUCUCCUAGCUUCCUUCUAUUUUGGGUACAACAGAAGCACACACUACUGAGAACCAGGGAAGAGCAGGAUGAGAGUCCUCUGGGGAGCCAUGGCAUCAUGGCGGGCUCUUAUGGACUCUUAUCCCUAGAAGUAGGAGAAAUUAAGAGGAUUUUCUGUCACUGGGGGAGGGCAUCUUUUUGAUGUGAGCAGAGUUGAUUUCCUGUUUUCAAGAGAAGAGGAACAUGAGGUUUGAAAACAAAUAACAUUAACAAUAUUUAUUUAUAAAUAACUAUUAUUAGAUGCAGAUGAGGAGAGAGAGAGAGAGAGAGAGAGAGAGAGAGAGAGGAGAGAGAGAGAGAGAAUGGCCACUGGGUAUGUGUGUGUGGAGAACUUCUUCAAUGGGAGUUGGUGACUCCACAGAGCAGACUCCUCCCCAUGUCUCCUCCACAACCUUUCCAUCUUCCUGCUUGUGUGAAAUGGCAACCAUCCCAGAGAAGCCUGGGGCCAGUUACAGCUGGCCUCCUUCCAGCGCUGGCCCAGAGCAGCAGUGGCCGCUUCCCUCGGCCCCUUUUCUCUUCCCUUGUUGCUGGGUUUCCCUCACUUUCCUCCUGGCAAAGAUCAGCUUCUGAAACACAGAACGGAAUGUCAGCAAAUCACAGACAGGCUCAGCUCUGACAGAGCAACCGAGGCCGGCGCUCCUGGAAGGAAGAGUGAUACUACACACUGUAUCUCCCCUCCCUCUGCCCCGGUGUAAGAACAUGUAGCCGCCCAUUGGACGAGAACGUCUUCCAGAUUUCUUCUACUUGUUAUAGUGCCUGCCAGGCACUUUGUUUUAUCUUUCCAAUAGCAUUUCCUGAAAUAAACCAAAGCAACACUUGGUCCGAGGCCUCAGGGAUAGAGAAGACUGUCCUCUUCACUGACAGUCCCUGAGAACAGGACAGCUGCGAGACCCUGCAGAAACAGGUAUGUCCUGGCUGAACUGUCUCACAACGAGUGCAAAACCAUCAUAAUUUUUUUCCUCCUUUUUUUUUCUUUUUUUAUUUCUUUCCUUUGGUUUGUCUAAGCUUGCUCUUUUGUGUUUCUGGGUUCCCCCUUUGUGGUGCUGGGGUGGUGAAUGAGAAUCUGCCCUGUUGUGCAUGCUGGGCCUAGGUGCUGGGCUGAUGAUGGCUUGGGGGGGCGAGGGAAGGGGCUCUAUAUAGAAUGGCAAGCUUUUUGACUUCUGGCUUCUGGCUUUUGGCUUUAACUGCAAGAGAGAGUGGCUGGGGAAAUGCUUGGCUGCCUUUUCCCGUGGUUAACUGUGGAAGUGAAGUCUGUUGGCCUGGGUAGGAAUAAAAGAGGCAGAGACCAUGUACUGCAUGCCUAGGGUGGUCUUUUGGGCUCUGAGGACCUGUUUUACAGCCAAGGGACCUAGUCUAAAUCAAAGAUCUCUGGGCUGGCAAGAUGGCUUAUUGGGCAAGGGUGCUUGCAGCUAAGCUUAAUAUCCUGAAUUUGACCUGUGGUAUCCCUAAGGUGGAAGGAAAGAACUGACUCUUGUAAGUUGUCUUCUGAUUUCCAUGUGUACACCCUGGUGUGUGUGUACACAUACAGACACAUGGGAGUAUUCAUGAGCACAGGCACACAUACACCCACCAAACAAACAAUAACCACAUGAAAGACCUCUGACCAACAUUCACCUGGACUGUUGAAGAUUCUGAAUUCUCACAAAGUAUGGCCAGGGCAGUGUGCUUCCAUUAGCACACAUUCCAAGGUCCUUCUGGUCGCCUAGUCAUCUGAUUGCUUGUAAGUAUCAGAGGAGAUUGGUUCCUACAGUCCACAUUUUGUUGGUCUCCCUGAAUUACAUCACUCAUAAACUAACAAGCUAACUCAGCAAAAGGAAAGGCAUACAGACACACCUAAAAAUGGAAGCUUUUGAGUGUUCCUAGUAGCCCAAGACAAAGGACCAUCUUCCUCUUCUGUUUCAUAAGAAGCAGGAUAAGCUGAUUCGAAUGUUUGCUCUCAGUUUUGUGAGGUUGAACAUGACACUGCCACCCACUUUGGGGAAGUUCUGCUGAAUCUACAUAUGUUCUUCUUCCUAAGGAAUGGUGCAUAGGCCUCCCAUGUGGUACUGUUCCCGCAUGCGCACAUGCAGCAACUCAGUAGGGUUCUGUCCUUCUGCUACUUUCAGCUCUGUACUUCCUUCCUUUGAUUCAGAUAUUGGGUUCAUAGAGUUAUGACUCUCACUGAUGAAAUGUCAUCUUCCAGGUCAAUAAAAAGGAUAUUCAGUCUA
Mus musculus (house mouse) is the source of this 3497-nucleotide messenger RNA. RefSeq names its product double PHD fingers 3 (gene Dpf3). NCBI's taxonomy places the organism in Eukaryota, Metazoa, Chordata, Mammalia, Rodentia, Muridae. The transcript is spliced from 9 exons. The record is from RefSeq and is marked validated. Gene Ontology annotation, cellular component: nucleoplasm; nucleus. Bases 29 to 1102 code for a protein of 357 amino acids.